AUGGCCGCCCGGCCUUUUGCGCCCGCCGCCUCCAGCAGGUCUGGCGACUACUUCCCGCCCCAGAACGGUCAUGACCAUCAUCAGCCUCUCGACCACGACCACGACCAGCAGACUCUCUCCAACACGCUCGCCAAUACUCAUCUCGCAGCCGGCACCAGCACAAACGACUUCUCCCACGACAACCCCAACCCCUACAUCACCCAGCCCGACGCCGAGGGGUAUUUGGGCUCUCCCAGUCGCCAGCCAAAGUUUACUGAGGAGUGGGAUGCCAGCGUGAGGGGCAGCUCCAUCCUCAACCAUCCCGCCAUGCAGCGCUCAAGCUCGGUGGUCUCCCACCGCUCCCACCGCUCCACAGAAGGCAGUCUCGCCGAUGGCCAGGCCGCUUCCCUGUCACGGGGCAAUACCCUCAAAAAGAAGAACUCCCUGCGCAAAGGCGGAGGCAGCCUCAGGCGCAGUGGCAGCCGCCGCAGCAUGAAGGCCGGCAGUGUGCGAAGCCUCGCUCUCCAAAGCGCCGAUGAUCCGGAAGAGGCCAACAACGUCUUCCACUGCCCCGUCCCGACCUCGGGAAAUCCCACCGAGACUCUAGCCAAUCGCUUCCAAACUUGGAGGAAGGUGCUCAAGGACUUGAUCGCGUACUUCCGGGAAAUCCAGAACCACUAUGAGCAUCGCUCAAAGUCUUUGCUGAAGCUCGCGAAUGUCUUGAACAACACCUCAACCCCGCCUGGCUUCAUGGCCGCGGGUGGACUGGACGAUGCCUUGCAAAUCCUAAGAAACUACCACAAGACAUCAAUUCAUGAAGCAAACAAGGCUCGGGAGAUCGAGGAAGACGUCAUCUUGGCAUUGACUGGGCUGAGGAGCGACUUAAACCAGAAGAUGAAGGAGAUCCGCGGCCUGUCUGGCGACUUCAAAAACUCCGUUGACAAGGAGAUGGACAACACAAGGCGGGCCGUGAAUGCGCUUUCCGAGUGCCUCGGUCAGACGGAACUCGACCCUUCCCUGACCACGGGAAAGCAAGACCCCUAUCUGUUACGCCUGGCAGUCGAUCGCCAGGUGGAGAGACAAUUGGACGAAGAGAACUAUCUGCACCAGGCAUAUCUCAAUCUCGAAACAUCUGGCAGGGAGCUCGAGUCGAUCGUGGUUGGAGAGAUCCAGAAAGCCUAUAACGCGUACGCAGGCAUCCUGAAACGCGAGUCCGACAAUGCGUACAGCGCCAUCGAGGACCUCCGAGGCGGCCCCAUUGGCAUGCCCAAGGAUUACGAAUGGUCCAACUUUGUCCAGCGAGAUGCUCAAUUCGUCGAUCCUGAGAUCCCUAUUCGUUCUGUCGAUCGAGUCCACUACCCUGGCAGGGAUCAUGUUGCCUGCCAGGAGAUCCGCGCUGGACUUCUCGAGCGCAAGAGCAAAUAUCUGAAGAGUUACACGGCUGGAUGGUAUGUUCUUUCGCCAACACAUUUACACGAAUUCAAGUCGGCCGAUAAGACGCAAGCCCCCGUCAUGUCGCUCUACCUUCCCGAGCAGAAACUCGGCUCGCACUCAACGCAGGGCGGAUCUUCGAACAAGUUCAUCCUCAAAGGACGGCAGACAGGUGGUAUGCACCGUGGCCACACCUGGGUGUUCCGCGCCGAGAGCCAUGACACCAUGAUGGCAUGGUACGAGGACAUCAAGGCUCUCACCGAGAAGACACCAGAGGAAAUAAGCAACUUUAUCCGAGGCAACCAUGCACGCUCAUACUCCCGCUCUUCGCAACGAUCCAUGAGCAGCGAUGGGAUGGUCGACGAAGAAGACGAAGAGCCGUUCGUCGCGAACCCCGCCGUUGCCAGUCCAGGCUCCCGCGAACCGCAUCAGAACAGGCCGCAGCCAGGUGGGCGAUUCCCAAGCGACCUCGAGGUUACCGCACAGAGAGGCUUACAAGUGCCCCUCUCGCCCAGCAGCGGCAGUUCUGCAGUACUAGACCGGGACAAUACCGUCCAUCACACCCAGGCCAAUGGAGCUCCAGAUCACGAUAUCAUUGCGGCCGCUGCUGCACAGCCGGGCAGCGGAGUAGGAGACCACUACCAUGGGGUCGCCACCAGGCAAUACCCGGUUGGACAGUCAUAUGGCAACACUGGUAGCGUAAUCAUGGACGAAGCCCCCAGCCAUGCCGCCAGGAUCGACCAGGAGGCCCAGCAGGAUGGUGUUAACCCAUACAGUGGAGAGUCAUUCCAACCCCAAUCCCAACAUCUGGCAUCGCAGCAGCAGCAAUGGCAGCCUCCCCAGGAUUCCAGCCAUCCCGCGCUUCUUGCUGGUCCCAUUUCUGUUAAAGAUCAUGGAGCAAGUCCACAGUCUGGGGCCAAUUCCGGUCCUCACGAGUUGCCUUCCAGAGAAGGCGCCGAUGAGAGUCAACAAAUUCAUCAGGAUGCACGCAUGCUGGGCGGAGCAUAUACCACGCAGCAGACACCCAACACAGCUAGCACAGGACACUCCGCCGACGGUUCCUGGCGGCCAUCUUCCGCAGUUAGUGUUGAUACACUCACAAGCGACUUGAGCAGUCCCGUGAGGCCGUGGGCCGGGAAGCGAACUGAUUCGACCCCUCAUGUUCCUGGGGAGUACCCUCGCAGCAUACCCGCGAGUACCCCAGGAGUGUAA
This is a messenger RNA of Microdochium trichocladiopsis, 2622 nucleotides long. RefSeq lists its product as uncharacterized. The transcript has 4 exons. Bases 1 to 2622 code for a protein of 873 amino acids. The record is from RefSeq and is a predicted model, not a curated record. NCBI's taxonomy places the organism in Eukaryota, Fungi, Ascomycota, Sordariomycetes, Xylariales, Microdochiaceae.